Pyrenophora tritici-repentis Pt-1C-BFP is the source of this 633-nucleotide messenger RNA. RefSeq lists its product as uncharacterized. Lineage: Eukaryota; Fungi; Ascomycota; Dothideomycetes; Pleosporales; Pleosporaceae. The record is from RefSeq and is a predicted model, not a curated record.
ACACCUCAGCUCUUGCCAUCAUCACCUACCUCUCAAUUCACCAAGCAAAAACCAUCGUUCAACCUGUCCCUUCAAUACAGCUAGCCUAAUCCCCUUCUUCCGCCAAAAUGUACGCCGCCGCUAUCGUCGUUUCCGCCCUCAUCUCCUCCCUUAGCCUCACAGCCACCGCCUCCCCCCUCACACCCCGCCAAGCCGUACAAGUAGCUUCCGUAGACCGUUACACAGGCGCCGGCUGCACGGGCACAGUAUGCAACAUCGCUGGCUCUGGGGAUCUGUACCCGGGGUGCAACGUUGUGAAUGGAUGUCAGGCGAGUUUGAAACUAAACUAUGCGAAUUUGGGAUGUAAAGUCACCAUCUUCACAGACGCUGCUUGCAGCACGAGUAAGGGACAUUCUGCUACUCUAACGGCGGCUGGGCAGUGCGUUGCGCUUGGGGGUCCGAUUAAGAGUAUCUCUGUUACUGGGUGCUGAGGUGGUUUUCUGGAAGCGGGGACGGGAGGAUGCGGAUAAUAUAAGUGAUGAUCUUGCAUGUAUAUAUUUCGGGGAAAAGAGGCGUUAGUUAGGUCUUGUAUGACUGCUAUCCAAUAUUGCGGUGUGUAGGAGUGUUUACCAGGGAACUUAGUGGCGUAUUUCC